Pterocles gutturalis (yellow-throated sandgrouse) is the source of this 686-nucleotide messenger RNA. RefSeq names its product tubulin gamma-2 chain-like. Gene Ontology annotation, cellular component: cytoplasm; centrosome; nucleus. Lineage: Eukaryota; Metazoa; Chordata; Aves; Pterocliformes; Pteroclidae. The annotation marks the transcript as partial. The transcript is spliced from 6 exons. Gene Ontology annotation, biological process: meiotic spindle organization; cytoplasmic microtubule organization; mitotic cell cycle. Gene Ontology annotation, molecular function: GTP binding; structural constituent of cytoskeleton. The record is from RefSeq and is a predicted model, not a curated record.
GCCGACGAUGAGCACUACAUCCCGCGAGCCGUGCUGCUGGACCUGGAGCCCCGGGUUAUCCACUCCAUCCUGAACUCCCCUUACGCCAACCUCUACAACCCAGAGAACAUCUACCUGUCUGAGCACGGAGGGGGAGCUGGGAACAACUGGGCCAGUGGCUUCUCGCAGGGAGAAAAAAUCCAUGAAGAUAUUUUUGAUAUAAUAGACAGAGAGGCUGAUGGGAGCGACAGCUUGGAAGGGUUUGUGCUGUGCCACUCCAUUGCCGGUGGAACGGGCUCGGGGCUGGGCUCCUACCUCCUGGAGAGACUGAAUGACAGGUAUCCUAAGAAGCUGGUGGAGACCUACUCGGUGUUCCCCAACCAGGAUGAGAUGAGCGAUGUUGUAGUCCAGCCGUACAACUCUCUGCUGACGCUGAAGAGGCUGACUCAGAACGCUGACUGCGUGGUGGUUCUGGACAACACAGCCUUGAAUCGGAUCGCGACAGACCGGCUGCACAUUCAGAACCCGUCAUUCUCCCAGAUAAAAGAACCCCCCCAUCCUCUCCCCCAGGUCUCCACCAUCAUGUCUGCCAGCACCACCACGCUCAGGUAUCCCGGGUACAUGAACAACGACCUCAUCGGGCUGAUCGCUUCGCUGAUCCAGACCCCUAGGUUGCACUUCCUCAGCCGCUCACCACGGACCAGUCG